Brassica napus (rape) is the source of this 1437-nucleotide messenger RNA. Its product is annotated as FAS1 domain-containing protein SELMODRAFT_448915-like. Bases 454 to 1146 code for a protein of 230 amino acids. The transcript has a single exon. The record is from RefSeq and is a predicted model, not a curated record. Lineage: Eukaryota; Viridiplantae; Streptophyta; Magnoliopsida; Brassicales; Brassicaceae.
AAAGGGGAGAGUAAUGCUAGUGAACGGGGAGGCCAUGAAAACGAUAUGGGCGGAUGGUGGUUUCUGAAGAUAGCAAUUUUGGGCCAAAAUAUGCUAAACGAUCAAUAUUUGUUUACGGCCCAUUCGUUAACUGAAAUGUCAGACAAAGGUGUUGACAUGGCAUAUAUGUAGAAUCUGAUUGGUUUGAAUUCUCAUUUUAGUAUUGUUAGAUAAAUAUUACAACAUAAUCGUAAAGACGUAAACCGUCCGCUAUUGAUCUGAACCGAAGCUAACAAAGUCGAAACCGAAGGACUCUAGAAUCCGGUUAUCUCUAACCAAGCACUAGCAGUUUUUUUUUUUUUUCGACGACCAAGCACUAGCAGUUAUUUAAGUCAGUUAGCUCGUAACGAACUUCAAAAGACUCCAAGAUUGACUUAUCUCUCUGUAACAACCUACUUCGCCGCCGAUUCUCCGAUGGCCACCUCAAGCCAUCUCCUCCUCAUCUUCCUUAUCACCACCGUCUCAUAUCUCACUCCCGCCGCCUUCCCUCCGUCAAUCACACCGCAAGAUCAGCAACACGCAGACAGAAUCAUCCAAGCCAUGAUCGGAGCCGGCGAAUUCCGCGACUGGGCCGCCGAUUUCCUCUCCGCCGUCGACGACCAAUUCGGAAUACCUCUCUCCGCCACUAUCUUCAUCCCCAGCGACUUCGACGCCGCCGGCAUCACCUCCUCCAACGGCGGUGGCGCUACUAACCCCGGUCGCCUCUCCGUCGCUUACCACAUCGUUCCUCAGCGUCUCUCCUUCGCCGACCUCCGUAUCUUGCAACCUCUCUCUCGCCUUCCGACUCUCCUCCCCGGAAAUUCAAUCGUCGUCACCAACAACUCUGUUUCCGAUUUCACAGUCGACGGCGUUCUCGUCUCCGAACCGGAUCUUUUCCUCUCUUCUUCGAUUGCGAUUCACGGUGUUGCUUCGCCGCUUGACUUCUCUCGUUACGGAGACUUUGAAAACGGUGGUGAUACUGCUUUAGCCGAUAGUCUCCGUCCUUUGUCUCAAAAUCGUCGUCGCCGUCGUCCUGAAUUCAACAAGAAUCGAACCUCUGCUUCCGUCUCCAUCGCACAUCUCUCGACAUGCUCGUUCUUGCUCCCGUUGGCUCUCGCUCUGUUCUGACUCUGCAUUUUCACUUUUAGUCCUUCAAGUUUUCUAAUUUUCAAGAUUCUGUACAUAAACCUCUAUUAGUUCCAAGUUCUGUUCUUUCAAAGAUGUGUAACUCGAUCUUGUGAAUUCAUAUAAUGGCGGCAGCAUUUGAGAAUCAUGUUUUGGUAUAUUCUAUGAAGAAUUUUUGUAUUGUUAUUAUAAUGUCGCAAUAGCGAAAGAAUCAAACUUUAUUGUUCCUAAUUUACACUUCUAACACUAAGGUUAGGUUAUUUCUUCACUGAAGAAGAACGAACAAAAGAUUCC